AUGCUGCUGGCGAACCACUUCAAAAUCGACUUCCAGGACCUGGUCAUCUACCAUUACGACGUGGACUUCUCCCCCGCGCUCGCCUCCAAGGGCGUCAUGCGGGCGGCCGUCCGCCAGCUGGCGGAGACCUACAGCGCGCAGCUCGUCCCGCCUGGCGGCGCCCCCAGCGCCCCCGUGCGCCCUGUCUUCGACGGCAUGAAGAACAUUUUCACUGCCCGCCCGCUGCCGUUUGACAGCCAGGAGUUCCGCGUUGUGCUGCCCGAGAAAGACGAAGGGGCAGGGGCGGGGAGAGGCGGCGGCGGAGGCGGGGGAAGGGGAGGUAGUAGCAGUGGUGCUGGGCGCGGGGGCAGGAGGGGCGGGCGCGGAGGGGGGGAGCGGAGGGAGCGGGCGGUGAAGGUGACGGUGAAGCUGGCCCAGCAAUACCCCAUGUCGUCUAUGACCUCGUUUCUGCAGGGCCGCCAGGCUGACAUUCCGCAAGUGCUGCUGCAGGUGGGUGUUGAGGCACUCGACGUGGCACUGAGGGAGCGUCUGCUCACCAGCCCCACUCCCGUGGGUCGCUCGCUCUACUCCGCUUCCCUCGGCUCCUCCGCGCUCAGCUCACCUGCGUUGCUGGCCCACCCUGCCCUGUCUCCCCUGUCUCCCUUGUCCCUCUCCCUCCAGGCACUGGACGUGGCAUUGAGGGAGCGUCUGCUCACCAGCCUCACCCCGGUGGGCCGCUCGCUCUACUCCGCCUCGCUGGGCUCCUCCGCGCUGGGCGGCGGGGUGGCGGCCUACCGCGGCUUCUUCCAGUCAGCACUGGACGUGGCCCUGAGGGAGCGCCUCCUCACCAGCCUCACUCCCGUGGGUCGCUCCCUCUACUCCGCCUCUCUCGGCAGCACAGCGCUGGGCGGCGGAGUAACAGCCUACCGCGGCUUCUUCCAGUCAGUGCGCUUCUCCCAGCAGGGCCUGGCUCUCAACGUGGACAUGGCUGCCACCGCUUUCCACCUCGACAUGCCGCUCCUCACCUUUGCCGCCGACUUUCUCGGCCGCGGGGGGGGCGGGGGAGGCGGCGGGAGGGGCGGAGGGAGGGGUGGGUUCGGGGGGAGGGGUGGCCGGGGGCCGGGAGGGGGAGGGGGAGGGGGCGGCGGGUUUGCACCGAAUGCGUCGCUGAGUGAUGGGGAGAGAGUGAAGCUGAAGCGCGCCCUGCAUGGUAUUAAAGUGGGGGUGACCCACCGCGACACGCCCCGCCGCUACCGCAUUCAAGGCCUCACACGUGAGCCAGCACAUGCCCUCACCUUCACCAUAGAAGGAGAGGGCGAGACCUCCCUGGUGGCCUACUUCCGCUCCGCCUACGGCUACACCAUCCGCCACCCCAACCUGCCGUGCGUGAUGGCGGGCGGCGGCGGCAAGAGCUUCCUGCCAAUGGAGGUGUGCCACAUCAUCGGCGGGCAGCGGUACGGCCCGAAGCUGAACGAGGAGCAGGUCAGCUCGCUGCUGCGCUUCACGUGCACUCGCCCGGACGUGAGGGCGGGGGAGAUUGGGAGCAUGGUGACUCGCAACGACUACCCCAACGACCCGUACGCGCGUGAGUUACGCGCCUGCAGGGCCGCCUGCUGGAGCCGCCCCGCCUCGUGUACAAGGAUAAGAAGGAC
Messenger RNA from Closterium sp. Naga37s-1, 1631 nucleotides. The record is from the annotation of a GenBank genome assembly. Lineage: Eukaryota; Viridiplantae; Streptophyta; Zygnematophyceae; Desmidiales; Closteriaceae.